CCGACGAAGACUUGACCGUAUCGAUCCUGACAUCCGCGUUGUCCUGUAUAAAGACUUUAUCGGACACUCUGGUCUCCAAAAUCACCCUCUUUCGGACUAUCUCUUCCCUCCGGGAAAACAGGGUCAGAGUCUUAACUACACCGGAUCAGACCCGCGUGGUUCUCUGCAGUUCUGGAUGGUCCUACAAGAUGGACUGACACACAAAGACAACGUGUCCAGGAAACGGGCUUUGUACCUGUUGAAAAGGUGUGUCGCUCUGUCAGAGGAGGAGGCGGCUGAAUAUCCAAGCCAUUCAACGUCGGGUGAAGGAGGCAAGGAAGAGAUUAUGUUCAGAUGGGUCCCAGACCAAGCCAAGCUGCUCAGAGAGUUUUGGGAGGACUACGCCUUGGUCAUGGAGACGUUAGAGGAGAACCAGAUUCACGUGGUCCGACCAGUGCUCAACAGAAUUGAUACGUUGAUCCAAACGGCAGCGAACGAUAGUCAAGGCGUUAGUCUGUUCCACCCGUCAUGGCUGCUGUGUGUGUACCAUCGAAUGUUCCACAGCGAGAACAAGUCUGUGAUGAGGGAGGGAGUGCAUCACCUGCUGGAGCUCCAGGCACUGCGGCGUCCAUCCUUCGCCCGGGCCUUCUCACAGUUCAUAGUGGGCCCAUUCAUGGAUGUGAUGUCUGAAAGCUCCCUCUUUCACAGAACUGCAGGCCAGAGUGUUGGAGAGUGUCCUGAGCUGGCAGUCAAGCUGCAGGGCUUCAUGGUCGCUUUCUUCGACAGCCUUCCUCAGGAGAGCAGAGGUCCCGUGUUGCUGCAGCUGGUCCGGAGGUUAGGGUCUGAACACUGGUGUGCCGUCCCCAUCCUCUUCCUGUCUCAGGCCCUGUCCCGCCUCCCUCCCCGCCCCCUCCUGGGCCCUGACGGUCUGCAUGCACUCAGGGAGGUACUUCGCUGUACCAUGAUCACCCACCAGGUGCUGCUCAGAGGGGCUGCCCAGUGUUUCCUGCUCCACAGCGCCCUCUCCCUGACAGAUGUGACAUCUGUGACACUGGACGAUGUGUUUGGUUUUCUGGUCCACUUCAGAGCGGACGAGUCUCUUGGUAGGGGGACAUCCCUUUGGAAUCAGCUGUGUGACUGGCUGUCUGACAACGAAGGCAGCUUCCGGCCCAGACUCGGAGAAGCUGGUGACGGUACCAGCACCGUCCCAGAAGGAGAGACUGUGAGAGGCUACGUCCAACGCCAGAUGGAAGCCUUCCUCCGAGUCCCAGCUGGCGCAGAUGUUGUUGAUCCUCAGCUUGUGUUGUGGCGUCCUCCAGCCCAGCCGGACAGGUUACCUGAACCCGGGGAGGCUGAGCUGCUAGCCAGGGCCACCCUGCUGUGUGUGGACAUGGAGGUGAGGAGGUCAGGACAGAAAACUGCUGAUGCCAGUGCCGGUUUGGAGUCUCUCCUGCGCCCCCUACUGGACACACUGAGCAGGCUCGGUACAAAUGUUUACCUGCCACUGCGCAAGACUGACAAGAGCCUGCAGCUGCUGCUGAGACUGGUGCAGCUGAGACACGGCAGACACACCGAGGCUCCAGAACUGCAGCCAGACAGAGAGCAGGUUGACAGCGUGACGGUCUCCAUGGAAACGCUGGUUCUGGGUGCGGUGGAGUCCAUUCAGGAGUUCGUCCUUCGAAGAUUGAGCGGAGAACUGCAGGAGAUGUGUGAUGUCCAGCGGGCUGACCUGUACCUGUCGGUGCUCAGAGAGCUGGUGGUGAAGUGGCAUGUCUCCAAGAUACAGGACACCUUUUUCUCUCGACUUGUCAGAUACGCCCUGAGGACCCUACAAGCAGACCAGAUCCCCACAGUGGCUGGUCAGGUGAUUAGGGCAGUUGCCAUGGCAACAUUGGCAAUGACCUGUGAAGUGGCAGAGCUCGGAGUAUUCAGCCACCAAUCAGAGACCUUGAAUCUACUGGUAGAUCUGUCUGGAUAUUUCUACUGUCCUGAUGCCUCCCCACUCUCCCUCCCCCACUUCAACCAGACCCUGCUGAAACCCCCAGCUGAGGAACACUCAACCCGUGGCUUGGAGCCGGGUCCUCUACUCCAGGACUGGGGACGUCUGGCUGCUCGUUUCAUCAGGGAUCAGUGGGCAUGUCUGGGCUACGGGAGAAGACUUGGAUCCCCGGGGCCCCUGCAGUUCUCCAGGACCCCAGAGGCCCUCCAGGCAGCUAUAGAGGCCGUCUCUCUGCUCCCCAGUGACCUGGUGCUUCCUGUGCUGGACUUCAUGGCUUCUGUAAUGCCGCAGGUGGUGCUCUCUGAUGAGGCUCGGUGCAUAGAGGCUGUGACUGUCUCCUGGAGGCUGGUUCUGGGGCUGAGCAGUAACCCCCGGGACUUCUGGCCGGCCCUGCAGGGCUUCGUGACCAUGGCCUUCCAGCACAGCCUGCUGGGGCUCACGGAGGAGCAGGCCCCGGGUCUCACCUCCACGCUGCAGAAGAUUGCCGGUGAGCUGAUGGACCUGUCCCAGGCCAAGACGGGUGUGUUCAGUGUUCUGAUCCAGCACUGUUGCAACACCUGGCUGCCCUCCUGCCCAGGAAGUGAACCAGGAAGUGGAGGCCUAAGCCAGUCAGAUGCCGUGUUUUCCAGUGCCCUCCUGCAUGCUGACAUCCUGGCUGAGGCGUGUGUGUACGGACCUGUGUUCAGGAGAGACCAAAGGCUUAUCCAGGAGGUCCAGGUUUAUGUGGAGAGGCUUGGAGAGGAGUGUGCUGCCAACACUGCCGUGACCAGUGAUAACAGGGAUGACCAGUUCCCUCGUGUCUGUGUCUUGGCGUUUCUGAGUUGCCUCCAGCCCUCCGAUAAGCUCCAUGAAAGGCUGAUGGAAGACCUGGUUCUCCGCUUGCUGACAAAAGAUGAGGCCAUAUCAAAGUCAAAACAGCGUUACUACAGCAACUCCCUGCAGCAUCGUGUGAAGAACAGAGUGUGGCAGACACUACUAAUGCUGCUGCCCAAACUGAGAGAGGAGUUUGUGGGGAUGGUUCUGGUUCGUGUGUUUCAGGCAGGCUUCGUCAGUAACCAGGCAUCUGUCAAGUAUCUCAUAGAGUGGAUGAUGGUUCUGAUUCUGUUCCAGUUCCCUGAACACAUGGACUGUCUCUGGGCCUGCUUCAAUGUGGAUCAAGAGAAGACCAAGACCAGCAUCUGUACGUUCCUCUCUGUCCUGGUCCAUCUAAACAUCAUCCUGCCUCAUCUGAAGGAGAAGGCUCUGCAUUGGCGCAAGGCCCUGGAUGUUACACUCCAGUGGUGUUUCAGCCACAACUUCAGCGUGCGUCUGUACGCCCUGCUGGCACUAAAGAGGGUUUGGGGCCUGGAGGGGCCCAGGGCCGAAGCGGAGGAGGAGGCCGGGGGCCCAGACAGUUUGGGGGGCCUGGCAACUGUCGUCAAGGCCUGUCUGCACCAGGCGGAAGCUAUGCAGAGUACUGGAAAUGCCAAUAAGAACUGGACCAGGAUUCAGGAGCACUUCUUCUUUGGUGCCUUCCACCCUAUCAGAGACUAUAGUGUGGAAACCAUAUUCUACACAUUACCCAGCCUGUCAGAGGUGUCUGAGGACGAGUGGAUUUUGCCUGGGAAGUUUGAGAGCCUUGUGGACUUUUCCCAGAGUGCAUCUCUUCCGUUGAGGAACCCUGUCCCUGACCUGAGCCUGUUGCAUCCUGGGGACUGGAUCCAGCAGGAUAAAGGUGAGCAGGAUCAUGAGGAGCGCUGGGCGGAGGUGCAGAAGAAGAUGACCCCCUGGAGGUUAGGGAUCCAGGAGCCAGAGCUGGGCAUGGUCCCCCAACAGAGAGCAGCGCGCCUGGGCAAGCUGAACAGCGCCCUCCUGGUGGUCGCCACGCUCAUUGACAAGCCCACCAACCUGGGAGGCCUUUGUCGGACGUGUGAGAUCUUUGGUGCCAGUGGUCUAGUGCUGGACAGUCUUCGCCAUGUCACUGAUAAACACUUCCAGGCCCUGAGUGUCUCCUCUGAGCUCUGGCUCCCCCUACUGGAGGUAAAGCCCAUGGAACUAGCUGACUUCCUGCAGGGGAAGAAGAGGGAGGGAUAUUGCAUUGUGGGAGUGGAGCAAACAGCAAAGAGUCAGAGCCUCCAGGACUACAGGUUCCCUAAGAAGACUCUGUUACUGCUGGGUAAUGAGCGCGAGGGUAUCCCAGCCAACCUGCUGCAGCUGUUGGACGUGUGUGUGGAGAUCCCUCAGCAGGGCGUCAUUCGUUCCCUCAAUGUGCACGUGAGCGCCGCCCUGCUGGUAUGGGAGUACACCCGCCAGUACCUACCGCCCGCCGGGGGGAAGUCAGACUGACGUCGGCAUGGACCACCGGGACUUUCUGAACAACACACACACACACACACACCGAUGUCUCCUAUCUGUUCUAAAACACUUGAUGCACGCCGAAUGAACACUUCCCUAACAGCUCACCGCUUAUGUGUAGUUGACACCUUGCUUCUGUCACCUUGGACUCAACAAGUGCCCUUUCUGGUGGUUCUGGUGCCAGCAUUACGUUUUUUUAACCUGUUACAGUUCUGCCUUAACCAUCGGCUGUGGAUGAUAGUGAUUUUCUUUAUUUCCAACAUGCGUCUCCUGAUCCAUGGGAUUUGCCUGCUUUAGGCGUGACUAAACGUUACAUUAAUAUAUUCCAGUGUGUUAAUGACUGCUUGAUGUUUGAACAAGGUCAUGUUUGCAUAAAGCAGCAGUGUUAAACUGAAAUGUGAUUUCCCCUGACGCAGUUCUUCCUUGUUGUCAGCGUAGUUUGUGUGGCGGUUUAAAAUGGAUCUGUGAGUGUGACUGGUUGUUGAAAUUACCCAGAGACACCCACCCCAGUUUUAGAAUUUGUUCUUAGUAUUUUGUUUCAUACAAAUAUGUGCUUUUUAUAGUGGAAAAUUGUUGAUCAAAGUGAUGUAUAUUCAAGAAUAAAUAAA
Esox lucius (northern pike) is the source of this 4920-nucleotide messenger RNA. RefSeq names its product TAR (HIV-1) RNA binding protein 1 (gene tarbp1). The transcript has 30 exons. Gene Ontology annotation, biological process: tRNA methylation. Lineage: Eukaryota; Metazoa; Chordata; Actinopteri; Esociformes; Esocidae. The coding region runs from base 176 to 4303 and encodes 1375 amino acids. Gene Ontology annotation, molecular function: tRNA (guanine) methyltransferase activity; RNA binding. The record is from RefSeq and is a predicted model, not a curated record.